This is a messenger RNA of Aedes aegypti (yellow fever mosquito), 3792 nucleotides long. RefSeq names its product sprouty-related, EVH1 domain-containing protein 1 (gene Spred). Gene Ontology annotation, molecular function: protein kinase binding. Bases 245 to 1360 code for a protein of 371 amino acids. The transcript has 10 exons. Lineage: Eukaryota; Metazoa; Arthropoda; Insecta; Diptera; Culicidae. The record is from RefSeq and is a predicted model, not a curated record. Gene Ontology annotation, biological process: negative regulation of MAPK cascade; multicellular organism development. Gene Ontology annotation, cellular component: membrane.
CAGUGAGAUGAAGGAAAAAGAAAGAGUGCAAAUAAAUCAAUUGUGCCUUUGCUGAGGUUCGAAGGAAAGUGAAAAUUAUCAAGUUUAAGAGCAUUGUGAAGUUGGAAAAGUCCUUGAGUUAUACGGGAAAACGUGAAUAGUGGCUAAUCUGGAUGUUAUCAAUCAUGGAAGCAGCACCAGAACCAGUGAAUCAAGCGGAAACUGCAGCGAAAAUGAUUUCUUAGUUAGAGUACGCGCACAAGUUAUGGCCAGAGAUGAAAGUACUGAAGGUUGGUUACCACUGCAAGGCGGUGGUCUGGCAAACGUUUCGAUACGGAAACGUGCACGACUGCCACCGGACGGUGGCGGUCACGAAUACAUCAUAUAUGGACAAAGAAUAUCUGACCAAACAGUUAUACUAAGUUGUGUUAUUAAUAGAGAUUUGCAGUAUUUCAAAGUAAUGCCCACGUUCCAUCAUUGGCGAGCGGGCAAGCAGCGGAAUGGGCUCACCUUCCAAACUGCGGCCGAUGCGAGAGCUUUCGACAAGGGAAUCAUCCGUGCCUACGAUGACCUUAUUGAUGGUAUGGAUGAUUACACGACGCACAACAAAUACCACGAUGUCGAUAAAGUUGGAGAAGACGAGGUGUUUAUGACAUUGGAUCUACCAGUGGAACCUUCUGAGUCCCGAUCGAAUUCCGAAGGCAGUGGAAGUCACCAAAGCGUCGAUAAACAAUCACAGCAGCAGCAAUCGAGUAUUCAAUACAUAUCGAGCGAUAAACCAUCACCUCUGAUAAAGCCUGGUGAUGAAAAAGUUUCUCCCAUAGUACCUGGUGACAACUAUUCGUACGUUCAGAUUACUGACCCGGGAGACAUCAAGUUAAAAUACAACUUCUAUAACUUGAAGGUGCACGAGUACAACUAUCCGGUUGUCGACGAACCCGGCUCGAUAAUCGGCGGGCGACGAGAAUCGACAUCUAGUCUGAAGAAACGGAACGCUCUCGACGCGCCACCAAUGAAGGAGACCACGCUCAUCAAGACUCGAUUACGCUGCAGGUAUUGCCAAGAAUUCUACAAUGACGACCGCAACUACAAGGGCUCGUGCGAUUACGCACCGGACUGCUUCAGGACCACUAUCGAGAAUAUGUCCGGAAUGUUGUGCGCGCAGUGCAUGCUGUACCACUGUAUGAAGGACUCGGAAGGGGAGACGGCAUCCCAUCCGUGCUCGUGUUCGGCGGAAACAGGGUGCACCAAACGUUGGAUCGGUUUGGCGCUGCUAUCGCUUCUGGUGCCAUGUCUAUGGUGCUAUCCACCGCUGCGGGCGUGCCACUGGAUGUGCGUGUCGUGCCGGCUGUGCGGUGGGAAACAUAAACCACAAAUUUGACAUCCGAUCAAAAUCAUCAACCUGACAAGUAUUAAUCGGCUUGACUGAUAGUCAUUGAGCAAACAACCGUUUUGAAUAGCAAACUAGGAAACAAGGGAAAUCGUGCAACAUGUGCGCGUACAAUAUUGCUAACGAAUGAAAAUUAUAAUCGGCAUCGCGCGAAAAAAAGUAAAAGGAAAUACAGCCAAAGCGAUAGGCAAGUAGAACAAAACUGGAAGAAUCUAAAAAAACUAGCCUGAAAAUAAAUACAAAAAUCCCGGUACACAUAACUAAACAAUAAAUAAACAAGAAAAUGAUAUCGCUACAUGUAGAGUGAAAGUAAAAAAAAUCCAGUAAAACACAUACACAAACAUUCGUUGAUGUCUAUAAAUCUAUAGCUGAAACCAAAAAAAAAAGAAUCUAAAGAGAUUUAAAAAGUAUAAAACAAUUAGCGAAUUCAAAUCAAACAGCGCCAUAGAACAAAAGCGUUCGCGCUUUAAGGUCGACUCUCGUUCGGCGCCCGUAGAGACGUAUGACGUGGGAAAGGUGAAAUCAAAUCUUUAAUAAUAACACAACAAUCAGCAACGGAAGCAGAAACGUAAAAUGACAACUGUGCAGAACAACAAACAAGAGCGGCAGCAACAACAACAACAACACCGAAAAGAGCAAGAACGACAGUAGCAGCUAAGUAGUUUCGUAUGUCAUAAGAAAAAAAAAACUGUCGAAAAAGAUUGGACAACCAUAAAAUUUAUGGUUGGUGCUGAUAAGCGGUGGCGUGGAAGACAAAGAGAGUCUUAUGGCUAGAAUGCAAAAUGAAUAAUAUCUAUUCUGAUUUUGUUAUUGUAGCAGACAAAUGAACAAACAAAAGAAAAUGUGUGUGCUAUACUAAAACAAGGGAAGCAGUUAUUUUGUUUUACCAAGUUUUAUAUCAUUUUUCUCGAGGUAUUAUACUGCUUAGUUCAAAUAAUGUUUAGGUGAGAGAGGCGAACCGAUGUGUACAUUUUUAUAUUUGAUAGAAGUGGAAGUAGAUGGAUUUUUCUUUGUGAAUUAGUAGGAUAUAAGACCAGUUGUUUGAGAUUUUACUAUUUUGAGCAGCUUUAUUAGAGGAGUGAGAAUCGCUAGGAGGAAAUUCUAUCGUUCAACUAUAUAGGUAUAUGACUGUUCAAAUCGUUUCGAAAGUUCGAGGUAGAGAUGCAGCAUUAGUUCAACGUUUAAGAAUUUGUUGAGUAUUUACUAGUUUUAUCCAGUUUUGGUUUGCGAAUGAUAUGCAGCGGAUGAGAGAAAUUUAUGAAUAAGAAAUACAUAAACGCUAUAGUUAUGUAUUUAGAUAACUAACAGUGUAUAACAAGAACAGUACAUAAAACUGAGCGAAUUAAGAAGACGAAAUAUAUAUAAUAAGAUUUAUUAGCGCAUAAAUCUAACCAGUGGAGCAAGAAGUAUGUGAAUCCAGUUGACUUACCAAGUUUCCCAUACCUGGAUGCCGAGCUGUGCUCGACGAAUCAACUUUUUUCGAUCCGUGCUAUACUGAUUGCAUCCUGUCCAGUGAAUUGUACACUUCUGUAUCAGAAGAAACCGUUGAUUAGCAUAAGGCAUUCUGAGCAUUCGUAAAUCUCAACUUCUAAAACUUUUAUAUUAAAAAGGGGCAUUCCAUGAACCUCAAACCAUUCUGUGCCAUAUGUAUGCCUUCCUUGAUCAAAGGUUCUACAAUUCUAUAACAGUUGCCUUUGCUUUCGGUAUAGGGACAUUUCGAAUUUCAAUGGGAAACCUGGCCAUCUAAAGUCGAACGUUUCAAUCAUCAGUGGAGAAAUAAGUACAGUGUGUUAAUAAUUUAAUAAUUGUCAUCGGUCAGGUCCCGGAAGAUCUGAUUUUAUGUUCAAAAGGGGCACACAGUCAUGAAGUAACCAAAGGUCAGCGUGACAGUCGCAAUGGGCUCUGCGGUUGUCAAACAUGACCUUUGUCAAAUUAUCAUUGUCAUUGUUCAAUAAAUGAAUAAUAUAUUCUACAUUCAUGCAAAACCACUCACAAAAAUUUAUGUUCUAGCAUAAACACAAGUCUUAGAAAAUAUUUAAGACUAAAACGAUGAUCCAUAAAAUUAAAAAAAAAAAAUAUUCAAAACAGAAAUAAUACAUCAAUACGAAAACAAGGCAAAAAUAAAAACUACUACGAAAAUAUAAAUACUUAUGCAUGUAACUUGCAUUUGAGAAUAAUCUAGAAGCGACCCGCAAAUCGUACCAAAUGUAACUAUGUAAAAACAUUGAUUUCAUUUCGUUGGGACAUAGGUCUCAAAAACCUCUCUUAGUUCACACUAAUAAACCGCAGGAUAUUAUUUCCAUCGCCCUUCACAGAAGAGUUUGGAGUUUUCUACCACAGACAGGAACACUUAAACCAUUUAACAUUACAAUAUCUGAGAGAAUACAACAAAAUUUGAAGAAAACCCCUUAGAGACAACCUAA